Molecule: messenger RNA, 948 nt
Organism: Parathielavia appendiculata
Lineage: Eukaryota; Fungi; Ascomycota; Sordariomycetes; Sordariales; Chaetomiaceae
Exons: 4
Coding region: 1-948 (315 amino acids)
Source: RefSeq, a predicted model, not a curated record
AUGCGUCUCACGACAGCCAUUUCCACCGGGGUUCUGGUCACGCUCGCCGCCGCAAGCCCCGCCAAGCUCCGCCUGCGAGACGCUGAGGUGUGCUCUAAGGAUGCGCUGUGUGCCUGCUUCGCCAGCUUGCUCAGCCAGGCGAGCGCGUACUGCACCAACUCCAUCACCAUGGUUGCCCAGACGACAAACACUGUUACCAUCACACCAACCGUGACCGUCAUUGAUGCCGUGACCGAAACCGCAACGGAAGUGGAGGGGGUGGUUAACAAGACGGCGGCCCGCCGCAAGGAAGGCUCGUGCCACGCCAACAAGCCGCCGCUCGCCUGCGUGGCAAGCUUACCGACCGCCGCUAUCCAGCCGGCCCAGUUCACGUCGGCUUGCUCCUGCAUCGGCGUCACGACCGCCACCGUCACGGCCGACACCCUUUACUUCGUUGUCGAGACCCGAACCGCCAUGGUCACCGUCACCGACUCGGCCACUCAAACCGACGUUGUCACUGUGACCGAGAUUUCGACGUCGACGGAGCCUGUCCCAACUCCAGCCGUCACGCCCGUUAUUAUCAACGGCGACUUUGAGACCGGCACUCUGGACGGCUGGGGCGUGAUAUCGGCAACUGGUGAUGUCGCGGGCACUCGGUACAGGCUCACCUUCCAGAUCAUCAUCGUCUCCAGCUAUACCAAUGGGAACCCCUGGUCAGUUACUCUAGGAGGCGUCACCCUAGUAUCUGGGGCUGGCUCGUAUAUCGCGCCGGUACAGUACUGGUUCCCCGUCACGUGCGGGGCAACGGCCGCCAGCAACACCCUGGCGUUCAGACUGCAAUCCAACACGAACCGGGCAGCGCGUCUCCUGGUUGACAAUGGUGUUGAAUUCGAGGGGCUGGAAGAGGUUUCUCAGUUGUACAAUGAAGUCAGGCGUCUACCCCGGAUGUUCACGCGGAAGAGGCAGUGA